AUGACUUCGGCAGCAGAGACAACCCCGUUACUCCCCCAAUACCAACAGCCAGCAUCCUCCAAUACGUCACAGCAACGAGGAAGCCGUCCGCCGCGGACAGUGACCUUUAACCCACUGGCCACAGUCAGUACAUACCAUGAUGCUACUGCCACUGUAGAUCCCACUUAUAAGCCAUUGAGCUCUGGUGCAUCGUCUGUUCCCAACGCACCGUCGAACCAAUCGAGACCGACCGGACUUUCUGCCCUGAACAGCAAGCUCCGUCGCCGCAAUAGCCAUGGAGCUCCCUACAGCACGGCAGUGCCUUCGAUGCCACCAGCACCCAAGGUCGGACCCCAGCGAACGACGAAGAAUGCACAGAAAUUAAAACUGCUUCCGGAUCCUGUGACAGCUGCCGAAGAGAACGUUACGGACGACGACUUCCCGCGAGAUGUGUAUUCGCAAAUCACUCGGAUCAAAGAACCGACUGCCAGAAGUCACGCUGCAAGAUUGGGGAAAGCAGACAGGGAUAGACUUCCACGAGUAACGGCAUACUGUACAGCCAAUUCGUACAGACUCGAAGGCGUCAUCAAGUUUCUCAAAGCACGAUCAAAGACCCGCGGAGCCAACCCGAAGCUAUAUGACGAAUGCGUUUACUCUCCCUACGAUUACUUAUAUGAGGAUAAACAAAGGGCGCCUAGGAAUUUGUCGGACAAUGCGCUGGGGCUACAUCCUAUCUCGUCGAGUCCCGAUCGGCCGUCUGGCGAGCGCAGGUAUUCGGACAGUGCGGUUGAAGUUGAAGACAAUGCAAAAUCACGCAGAGAAGACCUCAUUGACCUGCGAGAAUCGCAAGACCAAUCGCACCAUGACUCUCAUACCGAGAGCUCUGUAGCAGUGCAGCGGACAGAUGAGACGCCAGACUUUGAUACUACCAUCCACACCCCUGAGGUCUUCCUUUUCGAUUACGGGACAGUUGUCAUAUGGGGCAUGUCACCCGCUCAAGAAUCACGAUUCCUAUCCGACGUUUCGAAAUUUGCAAACUCAAUCCUGAGCCCUGAAGAUACGCAGGUUGAGAAUUUCAACUUCUACUAUGCUCGCGAGUACCAGGCACGGAUAUACAACGACUUUAUCUCGCUCCGUGAUCCUCGAAACCACAUGAUCAAACUUGCCAUCUCACAUGCAUUGUCUCAAUCAGUCAAAACAUCUCUCUUCGAGGAUCUCGUCUCGGAGACCAUCUCGAAUACCGCACCACUACCCGCUCAAAUUGCCCAAACCGGCAGUGUCAACAUGACGCGGAGACAAAUCAACAUGCAGAUUGGAGAACUGUUCAUCUUACGGAUCAACAUUCAUUUACAAGGCUCCGUCCUCGACAGUCCGGAACUGAUGUGGGCAGAACCGCAGCUGGAGCCGGUCUACCAGGCUGUCCGAAGCUAUCUCGAGAUGGACCAACGAGUCAGUCUUCUCACAGAGCGACUGGACGUCAUUGCGGAUCUUCUGGCCGUCCUGAAGGAUCAGUUGACUCACCGCCACGGUGAGUAUCUUGAAUGGAUCGUCAUCAUCUUGAUCGCGGCGGAAAUCCUAGUUGCAGCCAUUAAUAUCGUGGUCGACUUGUACGCAGGAGUUGAUUAG
Molecule: messenger RNA, 1605 nt
Organism: Aspergillus lentulus
Lineage: Eukaryota; Fungi; Ascomycota; Eurotiomycetes; Eurotiales; Aspergillaceae
Product: YagE family protein
Biological process (GO): rRNA processing
Molecular function (GO): snoRNA binding
Source: RefSeq, a predicted model, not a curated record